Sesamum indicum (sesame) is the source of this 2221-nucleotide messenger RNA. Its product is annotated as calcium-dependent protein kinase 2. Gene Ontology annotation, biological process: protein phosphorylation. Lineage: Eukaryota; Viridiplantae; Streptophyta; Magnoliopsida; Lamiales; Pedaliaceae. Gene Ontology annotation, molecular function: ATP binding; protein kinase activity; calcium ion binding. The record is from RefSeq and is a predicted model, not a curated record.
GCCAAUUGCCAAACCCUCUUCAGAACAGAGCUAUUUUCACAUUCCGAGUGUGCGCUUUUCUUACCACGUGAAGCGCGGAGUUGGAAUCUUCCUCCUAGAUUUCUCAUAAUUAAACCCUUUUCUUUUCACUGAGAAGAUACACAAGUUUUCAGUUCUCUCCACUCGUCAAGUUGCAAUCUUGAUCUCAUUUGCUUGCCGAGAAAUUAGAAAGAAUGGGUGGGUGUUGCAGCAAGAACGAGCCUUCCACCCGAGAUAUUAAUGGUUAUAGAUCGGGAGGAGCAGGCAACACAGGGUAUCAACAAAGUCACCAAUACCAGAAACCAUCAACUCAAUAUACACCUCAGCCUGAAAGGCACCACCACCCCACACCACCAACUCAGCCCCACCCGCCAAUUCCAGCUCCUCACGGACCUGCUCCGCAACCCCAGAACGCUGUUCAGAAAUUAGAGCACAAUAAUAUUCUGGGAAAGCCAUUUGAGGAUGUCAAGUCCAAAUACACAAUUGGGAAAGAAUUGGGGAGGGGCCAGUUUGGGGUGACUUACUCUUGUACUGAGAUUGCCACUGGGCAACAGUAUGCCUGCAAGUCCAUAUUGAAGAGGAAACUUGUGAGUAAGAAUGAUAAGGAGGAUAUGAAGAGGGAGGUUCAUAUAAUGCAGCACUUAAGUGGGCAGCCAAAUAUAGUGGAAUUCAAGGGUGCUUUUGAGGAUAGGAACUCUGUUCAUCUAGUAAUGGAGCUUUGUGGCGGGGGGGAACUGUUUGAUAGGAUUAUUGCUCAGGGUCAUUAUUCUGAGAAAGCUGCUGCUGAUCUUUGUAGGCAGAUUGUGAAUGUGGUUCACCAUUGCCAUUUUAUGGGGGUGAUGCAUAGGGAUCUCAAGCCUGAGAAUUUCUUGCUGUCGCGUAAGGAUGAAAAGGCAAUGUUGAAAGCAACUGAUUUUGGGCUCUCUGUCUUCAUUGAAGAAGGAAAGGUAUACCGUGAUAUAGUUGGUAGUGCAUACUAUGUUGCUCCUGAAGUGUUGCGGAGAAGUUACGGGAAGGAAAUAGAUGUAUGGAGUGCUGGUGUUAUUCUGUACAUCCUCCUCAGUGGUGUACCUCCAUUUUGGGCUGAAAAUGAAAAGGGCAUAUUUGAUGCUAUACUGAAAGAAGAAGUUGAUUUUGACAGCCAGCCUUGGCCUUCCAUAUCAAAUAGUGCCAAAGACCUUGUUCGAAAAAUGCUGACGAAGGAUCCAAAAAGGAGAAUUACUUCUGCUCAAGUACUUGAGCACCCCUGGAUUAAGGGACAAGCAUCUGACAAGCCGAUAGAUAGUGCAGUUCUCUCUAGAAUGAAGCAGUUCAGGGCUAUGAAUAAGCUCAAGAAACUUGCUUUAAAGGUCAUUGCACAAAGUUUAUCGGAGGAAGAAAUUAAGGGUCUUAAGGCAAUGUUUACAAAUAUUGACACCGACAGGAGUGGGACAAUCACUUAUGAAGAAUUGAAAUCUGGAUUGGCUCGGCUUGGAUCAAAACUCUCAGAGGCUGAAGUGAAACAACUCAUGGAAGCUGCUGAUGUGGAUGGUAAUGGAACAAUCGACUACAUCGAGUUCAUCACAGCUACGAUGCACAGACAUAAGCUGGAAAGAGAUGAACAUCUGUUUAAGGCAUUUCAGUUUUUUGACAAGGAUAGCAGUGGCUAUAUCACAAGAGAUGAACUGGAAACUGCUAUGAAGGAGUACGGAAUGGGGGAUGAGGCCACCAUCAAAGAGAUAAUAUCUGAAGUGGACACAGAUAAUGAUGGGAGAAUCAACUACGAGGAGUUUUGUGCAAUGAUGAGAAGUGGAACACAACAACAGGUAAAGCUGUUCUAGAUCAAGGAAAAUGCUGCCUGAGCAGAAUUUUUUUCGGACAUGAAGACCUCUGCUUAGGAUAACAAAAACUGUCGACCAUGGGUGUAACGUAACAUGGUCUCUUGAGUUCCUGCAUGGAUCAUCUCUUCUUAUUCAAUGACUUCGAAGGUGAUAGGGUUACAGUUUGUGAGGCCUUUUAGUUCAGAUUGUUUAUAAUUUUUGUGUUAAUGGAUACUUAGUUCUAUUAUUGGUUUGUCGAUCCUUUACUGUAUUUGGAAGCUAUGGUCAUAAUUUUCAAAUGUACAACAGUUCUUACUGUUUAAUCUUGUAAGAAUACACUCCUGUGUGUAUAGUAAUGCUUUACAUUUUCAAGUUUAAAAUGCUAGUUCUAUUACUUCCAUCAA